AUGAGGCACCGACUGUCCGCGCUGGCCUCGCUCCCACGCACCACAACGUUCCCGGCCGCUCGAUGUGCGCCUCUGUUCACACGCAACCCUCCCAGCAUAUCGAUUAAACUCCGGACACCCUCACAGUUUCGAUGCUUCGCGACUAAGCCCAGAGGAGUUGACAAGGAGAGUGACAAGUUCGGGGAUUACAACAACUCCAACGCCCGACCAGCUUCAAAACUUAAUGAGAACAUCACACAGGAAGAGAAGGAUCAUUUUGCAAAGAAACUGCAAGAAGAUAAGGGAAAACAAAUACGAACACCAUGGCACAGGGAGGGAAGCGAUUUGCCGCCCGUCGCGCGUCAGAGGAGCGCUGGAGCAAUGACGAAGGGCAAACUGCUCACCACACCAUCUCGGAUGCUCAAGAUUAUCCUGCCACUCACGACAAGCGAUAUGAACACGGACCGCAAAGACGUCGAACCGCUAGCACUCCUCGUUCACCCACAGCAACCCAUCUCUUACCUCGAACGCUUAAUACAAGCCGAGCUCCCUACCAUCAAAGACAAAGAGGGCCGUGAAAGACAGCCGAAUGUUUAUUUCCGCGCCGAAGACUCCAUGCAGGCGGAUGCUGAGCCUGAGGAAGUAGAGAGCACACCAGUCAGCAAUGAUAGCGAAAGUCUUCAUGAGAAAGAUGGCGAAGAGGACUUUGAACAGGUCGACGAGAUUCGCAUUGACGGAAAGACGCAAAAAACAGGGAAGCUGAACAGUCAGGAUCGGAAGACACCCGAACAAGCGGAUGAGCUGCGAGGUGGGCCUGGAAGGGGCGGCGUAGAGUCGUACUCUGGACAGGGCCAAGAAGCGCCAACAGACAAACAAGGCGCGCGCAAGUUUGUGCGAUGGUCUUCUUCCACCGAGAUCGGCGACUUCAUCCGUGAUGCCGCUCGAGGACAGGAGUUUGCCAUUGAGAUUGAAGGCGCGCCGGAGGAGAUUCGAGUUGGUGUGCCCAGCUUCAACGACAGGACCUACUAUCUGCGAAUGCGUCUGCGCAAAACGUCCAAGAAGAUCAGCGAGAUGGCGACCGUGAAGAAGAUGUGCGAUGAUUUGGCGCAGAAGGCGGCAAAGAAUGUUGCAAGGGCUGGAUUUGUCGGCAUCGCUGGAUGGUGGUGCGUUGUGUAUUAUCUCACCUUCCAGACUGAGUUGGGUUGGGACGUCAUGGAGCCCGUUACAUACCUUGUCGGUCUAUCUACCCUUAUCGGUGGUUAUGUGUGGUUCCUCUACCACAACCGCGAAGUCAGCUACCGCUCUGCUAUGAACUUUACUGUGUCUCGUCGACAGCAGAAGCUAUACCAGCAACACAACUUCGAUUUGCGCAAAUGGGAGGUCCUGAUUGAGGACGGAAACGCCCUCCGUAAGGAGAUCAAGGCUGUUGCCAACGAGUACGACGUCGAGUGGGACGAGCUGCAGGAAGAGAAGGACGAGAACGUGCAGCAGGCACUGAAGAAAGAGCGUAAGAGGAAAGAGGAGAAGCGAAAGGACAAGGACGACGAAGAUGACCCAGCACCGGAGCCAAAGAAGGACGAUAAGAAGUGA
Alternaria atra is the source of this 1569-nucleotide messenger RNA. RefSeq lists its product as uncharacterized. NCBI's taxonomy places the organism in Eukaryota, Fungi, Ascomycota, Dothideomycetes, Pleosporales, Pleosporaceae. The transcript has 3 exons. Gene Ontology annotation, biological process: calcium import into the mitochondrion; mitochondrial calcium ion homeostasis. Gene Ontology annotation, cellular component: uniplex complex; mitochondrial inner membrane. The coding region runs from base 1 to 1569 and encodes 522 amino acids. The record is from RefSeq and is a predicted model, not a curated record. Gene Ontology annotation, molecular function: uniporter activity; calcium channel activity.